Molecule: messenger RNA, 594 nt
Organism: Phanerochaete carnosa HHB-10118-sp
Lineage: Eukaryota; Fungi; Basidiomycota; Agaricomycetes; Polyporales; Phanerochaetaceae
Exons: 2
Coding region: 1-429 (142 amino acids)
Source: RefSeq, a predicted model, not a curated record
AUGACCAACCACUUAUGGCUGGUAUGGUACCGCGCGCAGAGCCCCUUGGGGCCGAAGCACUGGUCGUUGUUUGUAACUUACGACACGGACGAAGAGGCACCAGGAACUAUCUACCAAAUCGAGGGCAACGGCUGGGGCACAGGGCAGUUCUUCUUCCGCGUCUGCCGGGGCAUCCAGCUCAAGGGUGCGCGUGGCAGCCAGGCGUAUGAGGGCCGACUGUACCUCGGGGACAUACGCGACGGCGUGAACGGCAUGAUGCAGGAGUACUGUGAGGCCGCGGCGGAGAUGAUCAACGAGCAUAACACGGCUCAUGUGGUCGGCGAGUUUAACUGUCAGGACUGGUGCAUCAUUGUCAUCAAGAGCUUGGAGGAUGGCCGGUUCAUCCCGGGAGGAGCGAAUGCGAGAGCGGCGGCUUGUCCGCGACGGUAGCAUUCUAGUAUUGAAUCUGGCGCUUCGCACAGUUUUCGCGGGGUUCUCGGGGCAAGGAGUUUCUCUGUCACGUUGGAUUUGUAGCAGUAGAGCUCGGUUACUUUUAUACCCUAACUCGCCUAAUAUAUUCUAUGCUUCGGAUACCUCUGGGCCUUUGAGGGCGGC